CAAUAGACAUAUCAAAAGUCCAUCUAAUCAUAAUGAUCGCCGAACCUGUCCACGCUCUUGAACUUGGUCUCCUCUGUGGUCUCUACCUCUGGGACUACGUCGACGGCAAGCAAGGCGGUUAUCUUGCCAGACAAUACCGACCGUUUCCAUUGCCACAACCAGGCGAUGCUCGCUACCGCCCGUCCGACGUUUCUAUCGUAGUGCCAACAAUAGACUGGGAUGAUGACCUUCCUGACCAUCUUAUAACUUGGCUUAGCAACAAACCUCGCGAGGUAAUAUUCGUAACCAUCGAACGCGAACUAUCAAGACUGCAAAAGGAACUUGAGUCUGCCCCAGGUGUCAAGCAGGCGGUGGCCGAAAGCGGAGCGCAAAUAUAUAUCUACUCAGUAACCGAGGCCAACAAGCGAACACAGCUAUGUCGAGGCAUUAACCAAGCCACAGGCCCGAUCAUUGCACUCGUCGACGAUGAUGCCCUCUGGACAACUCAAGAAGUGCUGGUAAAUCUACUUGCCCCUUUCCAGCGGGACGACAUAGGCCUCGUCGGAGGACCCAUUGACUCGUAUGUACCAGCUGAACGUCAAAAUUCUAAGGUCAUCAGUGGCUGGGAGGUUGCCGCUCUUAGAAUGCGACAGAGGCGGGAGAAUGGUAUGGCGGCUUUCUAUGCUGCUGAUGGCUCGACAAACUUCACAGUUUCCGGGCUCACAAUGUUAUUGAGAGCGGAGAUUAUAAAAGAUCCUUACUUCCAGUAUCUCUUCACAAACGACAUGUGGAAUGGAAUGAAACAAAACACUGGCGACGACGGCUUUAUCACGCGCUAUAUCCUUUAUCAGCAUCACCUCUCGGAUCGCCACAGGUCCUCGGUCCGGCCAAGACAAUGGAGACUCGGCAUUCAACUUAGACCCGAAGCCCGCGUUUUGACAAGCUUGAUGCGGACCAGUGCGUUCGCUCAUCAGAGCAAAAGGUGGUAUCGGUCUGGCCUUAGGCUGCGACUUACUUGCCUUCUUUGCGAGCCGGGGUAUCAUAAGAUGAAGACAACGGCCCCUUUUAUGACCCGCAAGAUGGCUGGCGGUAUGGUAACCCCUAUCUUCACCAUUGUUCGGGCAUAUCUAUGGUAUAAAUUGUGGGUGCAUUUUCCUUGGUUCGCGCUGUUACUGCUUUCCUAUGUCCUGUACAAUUGGUUCACUGGUCUUUAUGCAUUUUACCGGCGGUUCCCCUACUGUGGUUCGAAGAUUUGGGCCGCCAUGAUCGCGGACAACUUGUAUCUCGUCUCCGAUUUCUAUUCUUGGUUAACUUUGUCUACCGAAUCGUGGAGUAAUAGAUCAAGUGUCUAA
This is a messenger RNA of Daldinia caldariorum, 1331 nucleotides long. Its product is annotated as glycosyltransferase family 2 protein. The transcript has a single exon. The record is from RefSeq and is a predicted model, not a curated record. Bases 33 to 1331 code for a protein of 432 amino acids. NCBI's taxonomy places the organism in Eukaryota, Fungi, Ascomycota, Sordariomycetes, Xylariales, Hypoxylaceae.